Molecule: messenger RNA, 1700 nt
Organism: Dothidotthia symphoricarpi CBS 119687
Lineage: Eukaryota; Fungi; Ascomycota; Dothideomycetes; Pleosporales; Dothidotthiaceae
Product: aldehyde dehydrogenase
Exons: 4
Coding region: 64-1572 (502 amino acids)
Molecular function (GO): succinate-semialdehyde dehydrogenase (NAD+) activity
Source: RefSeq, a predicted model, not a curated record
UUCAUUCGUCUGCGAAGUCUUUAGGUUGCGGGAUCAAGAGCUGGGUGUGGAAUAACCGAUACGAUGGGUUCAGCGGGGAAGUACGAGCUUCCGUUCAAGCUCAACAAUCCAGACCUACUUCACAACGAAUCCUUCGUCAAUGGGACGUGGGUAAAAGCCAAGUCCGGCAAGACAUUCGAGGUCGUCGACCCCGGAACAGGAAAAGCCUGGAUCGAAUGCCCCACAAACGACGCUUCCGACGUCGACGAAGCCGUCAAGAGCUCCCACGCCUGCUUCGAGAAGUACAAGAAGAUCAGCCCGCGCGAGAGAGCACAACUCCUCCUAAAAUGGGACACGCUGAUCCGCGAGAACAAGGAAGACCUCGCAACCAUCUUGGUGUACGAGACGGGCAAACCGCGAUCCGAGGCGUACGGCGAAAUCGACUACUCCACAGGCUUCACGUGGUGGUUUGCAGGCGAGGCCGAACGCAUCCAGGGGUCCGUCUUCACGCCCGCACUGCCAAAUAGGAGGAUCUUCACUAUCAAGCAGCCGCUGGGUGUGGCAGCUGCCCUGGUGCCGUGGAACUUUCCCAUUGCUAUGGUCUUGAGGAAAGCGGGUGCUGCGCUCGCGGCGGGCUGCACUAUGAUCGUUAAGCCCAGCCCUGAGACGCCCAUCACUGUGCUCGCGCUCGCUCAUCUGGCAGACAAAGCUGGCUUCCCCAAGGGCGCGCUGAACGUGCUCACCACCGACCUCAAUAAGACGCCGGAGCUCAGUGAGGCGCUCUGCCGCCAUCCGCUGAUCAGCAAAGUCACCUUCACGGGAUCAACCCGCGUCGGUAAACUUGUAGCCAAAAUCUGCGCAGACAACUUGAAGAAAGUCACCCUCGAGCUCGGCGGUAACUGCCCCGUCCUCAUCUUCAACGACGCCAGCCUCGACCAAGCUAUCAGCCAGGUCUUCGCGCUGAAAUACCGCCACGCGGGCCAGGCGUGCAUCACCGCGAACCGCGUGUACGUGCAGUCCGGGAUCUACGACACCUUCCUCUCGCGCUGGAAAGCCGAGACAGCGAAGCUCAUCGUAGGCCACGGGGCCGAUAAAUCAACGACCAUGGGCCCCGUAACAACACCCCGCGCCGUGGACAAAGCCCUCGCCCUCGUCCAGGACGCGCGCGAUAAAGGCGCAACGAUCCACACGGGCGGCAACAAGAUCUCCAACAACAGCGGUGGCUUCUUCUUCGAGCCUACCGUCAUCACAGAUGUCACGCCCGAUAUGGAUGUAGCGCAGGAAGAAGUCUUCUCGCCCAUCUGCACGAUUAUCAGGUUUGAGACUGAGGAUGAAGCGGUAAGAAUGGCGAAUGAUACGAGUAUGGGGCUUGCGUCGUAUUUGUUCACGAAGAAUGUGGAUCGCUUGUGGAGGUUGUUUGAGAGCUUGGAGGCCGGCAUGAUUGGGUUGAAUACUGGGAAUUCGUCGGCGGCUGAGUCGCCGUUUGGCGGCAUCAAGCAGAGUGGGUAUGGGAAGGAGUCCGGGAAGGAUGUGGCGGUGAAUGAGUACAUGAUUACGAAGACGGGGACGUUUACUUUGGAGGAGCAGGCGUAGGGGGGGAUCUGUCUGAAUGAGGAUGUUCUGUCUUGCAUCUGUUUGUCGUGUUUGAUUCAAAGCUAUGCAUGUCCAUGGCGCUAAGCUAGCUCUCGCCAGACCGCGACAUGACGCUCCAGCCGUGAGGC